UUCAUACCAAGAGCUGUGCGCAAAAUUUACUUACUUAUGGGAACAUAUCAACCCUUUAUGGAUUCAUGUCAAACUGGAUGCAACGUGCCAUAUCAAAUGAGUUAAUUGUGACGGUCACUCUAAAAUAAAUAAAAUGCUGUGUCUGCGUGACUCUGGAGAUUGCCUGCGGGACCAGAUGCACUACAUGAUGAGGUCCCUGCAGGACCUGAAGCACCUGAGAAGGACCUGCCCUGCUGCUGCCCCUGCCAUCACCCCUGCCCCCACCCUGGUCCACCGCUCUGCAGUGGCACGAGCCUGCUAUCAGAGGGCACUGCAGCGGGAGCGCCGUACCCGCCUGCGCAUCUCUGACGCCAGUACGGCCAGCACCUACGAUUCAGCCUGCUGUCUGGCCAGUCCUCUGGAGGAGGAGGAUGCAGGCAGCCGGCUGGGUCUGGGCCUUGGUCUGGGUCUGACCUCCCCCAGCAGUGAGAAGAGUCUGGAGUUUGACUCUGGCUACUCUGAAGCCUCCUGGCAGGACGAGGCCGUGGUGCUCAGGAGGACCAGGAACGUACGGGUGUCCUCCUCCGCCUGCCUCCGAACCAACCAGGCACCCAGUGGCCUGGUCCGGCCCAAAUCCACAUCAGACGCCUGCCUGGAGAGGUGGACCUCAUUCGAGGCCAGCGACCCAGAGGACUGGACCACGUCACUGCUGACACGGGGACGGAACAGGCAACCUCUGGUACUGGGGGACAACAGCUUUGCUGACCUCAUACAAAACUGGAUGGACCUACCGGACUGCCCUGAACCAGCAGAACUGAAGCCCAUCUCUGGCUUCUUGGUCAACAUGAGGCGGAAAAUAGCUGGGAUGUCAAAGAGUGUAGAGGGGAGGGUGAGGAUGAGGUCCUCAGACUCUUCUUCACAUGUGAGUCGGACAGCCAUGGCCCCCAAACGACUCUCCUGCCCCCUAGGGGUGCAGGCCCCUGCCCCACGCCAGUCCCCCUUCUUCCACCAGUCCCACUCUGGCCUGCAUGAACUAGACACAGACUUCUAUCAGUUCACUGCCCUCAUGAAGACUGGCAGCAGACAGCCUAUUAUCUGUAAUGACAUCAUCAGCUACAUCUGA
Salvelinus namaycush (lake trout) is the source of this 1102-nucleotide messenger RNA. RefSeq names its product PAK4-inhibitor inka1-like. Gene Ontology annotation, cellular component: nucleus. Lineage: Eukaryota; Metazoa; Chordata; Actinopteri; Salmoniformes; Salmonidae. Gene Ontology annotation, molecular function: protein kinase binding; protein serine/threonine kinase inhibitor activity. The coding region runs from base 134 to 1102 and encodes 322 amino acids. The record is from RefSeq and is a predicted model, not a curated record. The transcript has 3 exons.